Octopus sinensis (East Asian common octopus) is the source of this 2595-nucleotide messenger RNA. RefSeq names its product zinc finger protein 318. The transcript is spliced from 7 exons. Lineage: Eukaryota; Metazoa; Mollusca; Cephalopoda; Octopoda; Octopodidae. Gene Ontology annotation, biological process: regulation of apoptotic process. The coding region runs from base 609 to 1073 and encodes 154 amino acids. The record is from RefSeq and is a predicted model, not a curated record.
UAACCAAGGCAAUCUUUUAAUUAUGAUUGGUUUUGUGUGUGAUCAGAUAUGAACAAACAAAAGACUUCAUAAUAAAAUAGAAUAAGAGACGAAAGGAAAGAAAAGAUAAAAAAGCAUCAACUUCUGUGUUGCAAGCGUAAGGCUGGAGUUCAGAGAGUUACGUCCCUUGUUCUAACUUUCGUCGAAUGACAAAUUAUAAGGAUUUUAUCGUUUCGGCUCUCUUACCACCACCACCUCCAACACCACCACCACCACCACCACCACCACCAUCACCACUACUACUACUAUUACUACUAUCACUGCUGUUUUUUGCCACUGUUGCUACUAUCACUGCUACUACUGGUACUGCAGCAGCGACGACCACUAUAAAGUUAACGUUUAUAAUUACUACUACUACUACUACUACUACUUUCAUAAAGAACACCACCACGCCGACCGCAUUCCGCGGACUACACGUUGUCCAAUUCGGUGGUUCUCGAUCAUUUGUCACUUUCUGAACGAGGUCAGACUUUUUCCUGGAAAAGAACAAGAAAUCAGUAAAGAAAAGAUUUAGUUUCGAAAGAAUUCGUUUAUAACUUUGUAAUUUCAAAGCUUUCAUAUCGAGUAUCAUGGAUGAUGGGUUACUUGACCCAGCCUAUAUUGUCAGUGAUACCGAAGUGCUGCUACGGGAAUAUUUAAAGAUACGUAAUGCUCAACCAAGCGACGAUGAAUGGGAAGUUGACAGCCCAAUUGUAAAAUCUGACAAACCAAAUAUAUCAACCUGUCAGGAAGUUGGACGCAACUUAGCGCGGAUGGGUAACGAAUUUAAUGAAAAAUAUCAGGAGAAUACCAACUGCGUUCUUGGUGAAUACGAACCUAGUUUAAAUGAAUAUGAUAAUUUCAAAAAAGCUGCCAUGAAAUUGUUAUCAAAAAUUCAAGAACCAGGUCUACAGCUAAUCGCAGUAUUUGAAAUCUGUCACCGAUAUACAUCUACGCACCCACCAUUGACUGAUGGAAGUAUACAGCAUGCUCUAAAUACAUUCGUGAUACUUUCACUUCAGGUGGUAACUGGAAACCAGAAAGAAAUUAAGUAAAUACUACAAACUUCGAUGAUGAGGCAGACAACCUAACUGAAAAAGUGAAUGAAGAAAAUUUUAGAGAAGAAAACCAAGGAGAUGGCCCCUUACUGACUAUUGCUGAGAACAAUGAUAACUACGACCCACAAGGAUUUGCCUCCUUCAAAUGGUUGUGACAAGUUCUUUUUCUUACAAAGGAACUCAGACAAAGGACGUCCAAUAAGCCUGAUCGUUCAUAGUAACAGGCAGAUUUUCCAGCGUUAUACCAGUUAUAUUGCGCUGGUUGGUCGAUGUAGGUUAAAUGAGGGUUUUUUGUCAUGAGUAGUCUUCCAUAACAACAACUUAUGAACCACCUGUGAUAAGACAAAAGGGUCAAAGGUCGUUCCUGAGACAGAAGAUUAGAAAACCGGUUUCCGGAUUCUUUGGCGUAAAUAUUCCCCACCCCACCUUCUCCACUUCCUGGACGAGAGUCAGGUCCAUUGCAAAUUGCUCAUUUUUGCCAGCCCAAGUGGACUGGAACAACGUGAAAUGAAGUGUCUAACUCAAGAAUACAAUGCAUCGCCCAGCCCAGGAAUCGAAACCGCAGUCAUACAAUCAUGUGUCCAACACCCUAACCACAAUGCACCUCCACAGUGAUAAUAAUAGAAAGGAAAAAAACAUUUCCACUUUUGUGCUGGGUGUAGAGUCGACUUUUUCUCUCUGGGGUCCUUCACUAUAAAAACUAUUAGUGGGUCCUUAAUUCAUUUAAAGUAACGUUUAAAAUAUUUGGUGAGGUUACUUUAUACAGGGACACCAUCUCAUUGGAUUAACCAUAGUUAAGUUAGCAUUCGUGUAUUUGAUAUAAUGAGUAUCAAAAUUUUAAUUAGAAAUGAUUAUGUGGAGAGGGAAGAAACAACAUAAACCCACAACCUUCUAUUUGUAUUUACUGAUAAUCUCGUUACUACUACAUGUACAGUGUAAUAUAUUCUUGGCUGGAGAGGGCUGAUAACACCGAAACAUACUGGUAGUAGUCUCCUGUAGAUGGCAAAAGGAUGAACAUAAUACUACGUAAUGAAAUAAUGUCCUUACUCAACCAUAUAAAAACUUUUUCAUUAGAUUUCUGAUACUCUAUUAACAAUUCUUUUCCCAUGCAGAUGACGUGUUUAAAAAAAUUAACGUUUCUGAUUUCAUUUCUUUAAAUAAGGUAAAUUUCCAUAUUUUCACAAAUAUAUAUAUACUUCGUGAUUCUAGUAUAAUUAUUUCUAUAAGAAUGUCGUUUAAAUUUGACGAUGUAACACCAGUCCAGAGUUGCCUUCCUUGUCUACAAAAACUUACUAACGACAAAUUUUAUCCAGAAUUUUUUUUUUUUUUGUAAGUAAUCAAUGAAAGCGUUAUAAUAAUUAUAAAUAAUUAUAUUUUAACAAUUAUAGAUAAUUGUAAAUAAUUAUAUAAUAAGUAUAAAUAAAAAUAGUUUUGAUUCCAACUGUAUUAUUUAAAAUCUUCAUUUGACAGAAGUAUUACUUGAAAUAUCCAUUUGACGCAAAUAAACCCUUAUCGCUGC